AUGUCCACUCUCAAAGACGAAAUUCGCCGCACAGAAGAAUCUACAGCUAGCAUCAUCUCCAUAACCAAUGCUGAAAUCUCUUCGAUUAGCCUCAAUGCUACCAGUCUGACUGGUUCGGACGCAUACCGUCGUGCUAACGAGGAAGAUGAGGAGGCAUCCAUCAAAUCCGACGACGAAACUGAGCCCACACAAACUACGAAACAGCCCUGGCGAGAGAUUUUCAUGCUCUCCUUCACAUCAUUAGGGGCCAUUUAUGGUGAUAUUGGAACUUCGCCGCUAUAUGUGUUGAACUCCAUCAAGUACUCGGAAUAUCCUCCGAACAAAGACGAUGUUUACGGAGGAAUAUCCAUCAUUUUCUACCUAUUUACAAUCAUAGUCAUUUUUAAGUAUAUCAUGAUCGUGUUGGUUCUCGGUCCAAACAAUGGUGAGGGUGGCCAGGUGGCUAUUUACGCCAAGAUCGCCAGAUAUUUGAACAUUGGUCCUAAGGGCGUCCAUAUUCCUGGUGCUCCCGAGGUUUCGGAUAUGGAGUUGCUUCAAAGACAAGACACAACCUCCUCAUUUAGAUCUUCUCGCACCACCAAGUCACUUGUGGAAGAUGUCAAGACCCAUCCACUAAUGAUAAAAUGCGUGCAGAAAUUCAUCUUGUUUGCUUGUUUCCUUGGCUGCUCUUUGGUCAUAUCUGAUGGACUUUUGACCCCUACCACCUCAGUAUUAAGUGCUGUCGCAGGUAUUCAGAUUGCCCAGCCAUCAUUCGAUAACGUUCUUGCUGUUGCUGAGGUGAUUCUUAUCUGCCUUUUCCUUAUUCAACAAUUUGGUUCACACAAGGUUUCUUUCUUGUUUGCCCCUGUGAUCUUUAUUUGGUUGGUAGGUCUAAUCAUUUGCGGUAUUUAUAAUAUUGCAAAAUUUCAUCCAGGCAUUUUUAGGGCCCUAUCACCAUAUUAUGCAAUUAAAAUACUUAAGAAUGGUGGUAUUGAUGUAUUUUCCGGUGCUAUGUUAUCAAUCACAGGUACCGAGGCCAUGUUUGCUGAUAUUGGCCACUUUGGUAGAUUGCCGAUCCAACUAACUUUAACUUGCUUGGUUUAUCCUGCGUUGAUAAUUUGCUAUUUGGGCCAAGGUGCAUACAUUGUUACACACCCAGAAGCUUACACUUCUCCAUUUUUUCUUUCCCUUCCUGGUGGAACGGGAAGUGGCCCUUACUGGGUAAUGUUCGUUUUGUCAACUCUUGCCACCAUUAUUGCUAGUCAAGCAUUAAUUCUUUCAGUGUUCAGCAUUGUUUCCCAAUUGAUUAAUUUGGAUUGCUUCCCAAACGUCAAAAUUGUGCAUACCUCUAAAGAUUACGCAGGAAAGGUCUACAUUCCAGCAGUUAAUUGGUUAUUGAUGAUUGGUGUUUGCUGUACUACUGCUGGAUUUAAGACGUCUAAUAACGUUACUGCUGCCUAUGGUUUGGGGAUAACUCUUGAUUUUUUGGUUACAUCUUGUUUGAUUGCCCUUUGCAUGGUUUAUGUUUACAGUUGGAACAUUCUCUGGGCUGUAUUGUUCAUUACAUUCUUCAUUCCCUUGGAAGUUAUUAUGGUUGUUUCAAAUUUGAAAAAAGUUGUACAUGGUGCCUGGUUCCCAAUUAUGAUGGCAGGCUUGGUAUUCAUCUUUUUGAGCAUUUGGAGGUGGGGCCAGUCAAGAAAAGUGGAUUAUGAAUUCAAACAGAGAGUUAGAAUUGCAGACGUUUAUCCACUGUUUAGAAAGGAACCUCAAAUUGUCGAUUUAAACCUUGGAGGGAACCGACCAGAAAACAACGAAUCGUUAGAAGUGGAGGAAACACAUAUCCAGGAGGAUAAGCAAAUUAAAGUAAGUUCCAGGUUUGGUAUUUCUAAUUUGUCAACCCACGAUGGAAUUGCCAUAUUGUACAAUGAUUCGUCAAUCCACAAUUUUAACUCCCCAAACACCUUACCUCAGGUAUAUGCUAAGAUAAUCGAUUCGUUUGUUUCCAUUCCUUCUAUCUUCAUCUUCUGUUCAACACGAACUUUGUCGAUUCCUUAUGUACCUAACGAUGAGAGAGUUCUAAUCGCAUCCACAAGAAUUCCUGGGCAUUACAAGUGUAUUGUCCGGUUUGGUUUUAUGGAAGAGAUUAUCAUCAAUCAUGAAUUGAGUGCAACAAUUUUGGAAUCAGUUCCUGAGAUUGCAGAAUUAAUGACUCGUUUCAAUGAUAAUCACCAACCACAAGAAAGGCUUGAGAAACCAGAUAGUCUUCCUACAGUGCAUAUCUUUGAAAACAAUUUAUUGAGAUGUCACGACUAUACUUCGGAGGAGUAUAAAACUAAGAAUCCAUUGACUAUAGUUGGGAGAAUCUUGAGGAAAAUUACCAUCAACCACUUCUACUCACCACUAGUUUCGAUCACUAGGCAGCAUGGUCAGUUUUUGAAAUUGCAUACAGAAGAGGAAGAGACCAACCAAAAAUUGUUCAUUGGAGGAAUUGCUCGCAUAUAG
This is a messenger RNA of Suhomyces tanzawaensis NRRL Y-17324, 2481 nucleotides long. RefSeq names its product Hak1p (gene HAK1). Gene Ontology annotation, cellular component: membrane. The transcript has a single exon. The record is from RefSeq and is a predicted model, not a curated record. Gene Ontology annotation, biological process: potassium ion transmembrane transport. NCBI's taxonomy places the organism in Eukaryota, Fungi, Ascomycota, Pichiomycetes, Serinales, Debaryomycetaceae. Gene Ontology annotation, molecular function: potassium ion transmembrane transporter activity. The coding region runs from base 1 to 2481 and encodes 826 amino acids.